CUUCAUCCGUUCCUGAAAAACUUCCAGGUUUCCAAUUUUAGUGUGGAUGGAGGCUAUUUGGAGAAGGAUGAAGAUCCUGCUGCUGGAUUUGAUAUCAUUCAGUGGGCUGUGUUUCCCAACAAAUCUACUUCUGGGGUGAAAGUUGGAAGUGUAGAAAAUGAGGCCUCCUCAGAAGUCAAGGCCUCCAUUGAUCAAAGUGCCAUUCUGUGGCCAACAUCAUUUAAUAAGAUAGUCAAAGCCAACAACCGGGAUCUCACCUAUAUUCUUCUGGUCUUUCUCCUCCUUUCCUUCUUGGCCUCCUUCCUGUUUAUUGGUCAUCCCCAAAAAAUAACCUGCCUUCUUCGGCAAACCACUUUUAGUAUUGUUUUCUCAGUUGCUGUAUCUUCCUUGUUGGCCAAGACGAUAAUGGUGGUGGCAGCAUUUUUAGCUACAAAGCCAGGCAGCAGGAUGAGGAAAUGGCUGGGGAAGCGUCUGGCCAACUCCAUUGUCUUCUUCUGCUCAUGGAUUCAGAUAGGAAUCUGCAUCAUAUGGCUUGGACUUGCUCCCCCAUUCCCAGAUGUUGACAUGCAUUCUCAACCAGGACAGAUCCUGAUACAAUGUAAUGAAGGCUCAGUUGCCAUGUUCUACUCUGCCCUUGGCUAUAUGGGAUUUCUGGCUGUUGUCUGCUUCUUGGUGGCUUUCCUGGCCCGCAAGCUGCCAGGGACUUUCAAUGAAGCUAAACUGAUUACCUUCAGCAUGCUGAUUUUUUGCAGUGUCUGGAUCUCCUUU
Notechis scutatus (mainland tiger snake) is the source of this 768-nucleotide messenger RNA. NCBI's taxonomy places the organism in Eukaryota, Metazoa, Chordata, Lepidosauria, Squamata, Elapidae. The record is from RefSeq and is a predicted model, not a curated record.